This is a messenger RNA of Phytomonas sp. Hart1, 278 nucleotides long. The record is from the annotation of a GenBank genome assembly. NCBI's taxonomy places the organism in Eukaryota, Euglenozoa, Kinetoplastea, Trypanosomatida, Trypanosomatidae.
GGACUCUAUAGCCAUAGAUUAGGAUGUCUUUCCGGUAUGGGGGCCCUAGGCGGUGGGGCUACACCUUGGAUCGCGACGAUGUCCCCAUGGGAGGGUUCGUCCGCAUCCUGUUUUGUGAGAACGGUCGGGUUCAUUCUGGAUUUGUCAUGUGGCCUUCGGACAUCCAUCAGAAGCAACCGCGUCCCUGGCCCAUCCGUUGGAUCAUCUCUAUCCACCGCGGAAACGCUUCAGGUCGUAUAGGUGGGAUCCAUGGGAUCAAUAAGAAGAAUAACGGUUAA